This is a messenger RNA of Xenopus laevis (African clawed frog), 4680 nucleotides long. It is a transcript of the gene kif5a.S, whose product is annotated as kinesin heavy chain. NCBI's taxonomy places the organism in Eukaryota, Metazoa, Chordata, Amphibia, Anura, Pipidae. Bases 331 to 3441 code for a protein of 1036 amino acids. The record is from RefSeq and is a predicted model, not a curated record. Gene Ontology annotation, cellular component: cytoskeleton. Gene Ontology annotation, biological process: microtubule-based movement. Gene Ontology annotation, molecular function: nucleotide binding; microtubule binding; cytoskeletal motor activity. The transcript is spliced from 30 exons.
CUUAAGAGAGAGAACAUACCCCCUUAAGGGCUGCUGCUCAGACGUACUGAAUGAUUAAGCAGCAGCAGCAUAAAGAGAGAGGCUGCAGCACUGACUCCGGGAAAGCUCUGCUGGUCUCAUCACUGCAGAAGCAGCAUCCUCAUCUUCCUCAUCCUCCUCCUCAUUCUCCUCCAUCCCCAGCGAGGCACAGGCGCAUCAUUAAGUGCACUGUAUUCAGAUAAGACUAUUCUGUCGGCUGGACGUGUUAUCCAGUCUAUUGCACAGCCAGUGCCGACCAUUCCCUCAUCACCUACAGCCACACGUUUCGCCAUUCCCUGACUGGUUCCCAUUAUGGCUGAUAUGAGCGAGUGCAGCAUCAAGGUCCUGUGCAGGUUUCGCCCCCUCAACCAGUCGGAGGUGCAGAGAGGAGACAAAUUCCUGCCCGUGUUCCAAGGAGGGGACACAGUGACCGUAGGGGGCAAGCCUUAUGUGUUUGAUCGGGUGUUUCCUCCAAAUACAACUCAGGAGCAAGUCUACCAUGCCUGCGCUAUGCAGAUUGUUAAAGAUGUGCUGGCUGGAUAUAAUGGGACCAUCUUUGCUUAUGGGCAGACCGCAUCUGGAAAGACCCACACCAUGGAGGGGAAGCUUCAUGACCCACAGUUGAUGGGAAUAAUUCCAAGGAUUACCAGGGAUAUCUUUAACCAUAUCUACUCCAUGGAUGAGAACCUGGAAUUUCAUAUUAAGGUUUCCUAUUUUGAAAUUUACCUGGAUAAAAUAAGAGACCUUCUUGAUGUAUCUAAAACCAAUCUCUCAGUUCACGAAGACAAAAACCGUGUUCCCUUUGUCAAGGGUUGCACUGAGCGCUUUGUGUCCAGCCCAGAGGAGAUCCUGGACGUCAUUGAUGAAGGGAAGUCAAACCGCCAUGUUGCAGUAACAAACAUGAAUGAGCACAGUUCCCGUAGCCACAGCAUCUUCCUCAUCAAUAUUAAGCAGGAGAAUGUGGAGACGGAGCAGAAGCUCAGUGGGAAGUUGUAUCUGGUUGAUCUGGCUGGAUGUGAAAAGGUCAGUAAGACUGGAGCUGAAGGAGCCGUUUUGGAUGAAGCCAAGAAUAUCAACAAAUCUCUGUCUGCUCUCGGAAAUGUGAUUUCUGCCCUGGCUGAAGGAUCGAAAGGUUAUGUGCCCUAUAGAGACAGCAAGAUGACUCGAAUUCUUCAGGACUCAUUGGGAGGAAACUGCAGGACAACAAUGUUCAUCUGCUGCUCUCCAUCCAGCUACAAUGAUGCAGAGACUAAGUCAACGUUGAUGUUUGGACAAAGGGCUAAGACGAUAAAGAACACUGCAUCUGUCAACCUGGAGCUGACUGCCGAGCAAUGGAAGAAGAAGUAUGAGAAGGAAAAGGAGAAGAACAAGACUCUGAAGGAGACUAUCCAGAAGCUGGAGGCUGAGCUCAGCCGCUGGAGGAAUGGGGAAAAUGUACCUGAAACAGAGCAACUGAGCGAUGGGGAGCAGAUUACCCAAGAUAUUACUGAUGAAACGCCUGACAAUGAUAAUUCAUCCAUAGUCAUUCGAAUCUCUGAGGAAGAAAGAAGGAAAUAUGAAGAGGAAAUCCGGAAAAUGUACAAGCAGCUGGAUGACAAGGAUGAUGAAAUCAAUCAGCAUAGUCAGCUAGCUGAAAAGCUCAAGCAACAGAUGUUGGACCAAGAUGAGCUCCUAAUUUCUACACGCGGUGACAAUGACAAGGUGCAGAUGGAGCUGAGUCGUCUGCAGUCAGAGAAUGACAGUGCCAAGGAAGAAGUCAAGGAAGUUCUUCAGGCACUGGAAGAGCUUGCUGUAAACUAUGAUCAGAAGUCUCAGGAGGUGGAAGAUAAGACCCUGCAGAACAAGAUUUUGGCAGAUGAGCUGUCACAGAAAGUUGCUAAUCUGAUGUCCCUGGAAAAUGAUUUGCAUCGCCUCCAGGAGUUUAGCUCACAUCAACGCAAACGAAUCGCUGAAGUGCUAAAUGGCCUCAUGAAGGACCUUAGUGAGUUCAGCGUCAUUGUGGGCAAUGGUGAAUUUAAGCUGCCGGUGGAGAUCAGCGGUGCAAUUGAAGAGGAGUUUACAGUGGCCCGCUUGUACAUCAGCAAGAUCAAAUCGGAGGUGAAAACUGUGGUUAAACGGUGCCGACAGUUAGAGAACCUUCAAGUGGAAUGUCAUCGCAAGAUGGAAGUUACAGGAAGGGAGCUUUCCUCUUGCCAGCUGCUCAUAUCUCAGCAUGAAGCAAAGAUCAGGUCCCUGACAGAGUACAUGCACAGCGUUGAGUUGAAGAAGCGGCAGCUGGAGGAGUCCUAUGAUUCUCUGAAUGAGGAGCUAGCUAAGAUGCAAGUGCAAGAAAAUGUGACUGAAGUGGCAAUAAAGGAUAAGGAGCAAGAUGCGAUGGAAGCGCAUGAAGUCAAGAAGGUCCUGGAGAUGCAGAUGGAGAGUCACCGAGAGGCCCAUCAUAAACAGCUGGCUCGUCUCAGGGAUGAAAUUAAUGAGAAACAGAAGAUCAUUGAUGAGCUGAAAGAUCUGAAUCAGAAGCUGCAGCUGGAGCUGGAAAAACUUAGGGCUGAUUAUGAGAAGCUGAAGAGCGAAGAACACGAGAAGAGCAAUAAGCUGCAGGAGCUGACAUUUCUGUAUGAGAAACAUGAACAAUCCAAGCAGGAUCUUAAAGGGUUGGAGGAGACAGUCGCCCGCGAACUCCAGACCCUCCACAACCUUCGGAAGCUUUUUGUUCAAGACGUCACAUCUCGAGUCAAGAAAAGUGCUGAAAUGGAACCCGAGGAUAGUGGGGGGAUACACUCACAGAAACAGAAGAUUUCCUUUCUUGAGAACAACCUGGAACAGCUUACAAAGGUUCACAAACAGCUGGAUGACAGGGUAUCAAAGCUGGUUCGUGACAAUGCAGAUCUUCGUUGUGAGCUUCCUAAACUGGAAAAACGUCUUCGGGCUACGGCUGAGAGAGUUAAGGCCCUGGAGGGUGCACUGAAGGAGGCAAAGGAGGGAGCUAUGAAAGACAAGAGGAGGUACCAACAAGAAGUUGAUCGUAUUAAGGAGGCUGUACGCUAUAAGAACACAGUUAGACGUGCACACACAGCACAGAUUGCAAAGCCCAUCCGGCCCGGACACUACCCUGCAUCCUCACCCACCAACCCAUAUGGCAUCCGGAAUUCCGACUCAAUUAGUUACACCAACAACCUCUUUCAGAACUACCAAAAUAUGUACAUGCGGGCAACCAGCCCAAGCAGUGAAACACUCUUUGUCAAUCCAUGUUCCAGCACACAGAGCAAUUCUUCCAGUGGCACCGUGCUUUCCUAUCAGAAGCUGAAUGUGGAUAAUGGAAAUGCUACAGAUAUCAAUGAUAACAGAAGCGAUUUGCCAUGUGGCUGUGAAGCUGAUGACCAGUCCAAGUUGUUCCCUCUUCAUCAGGAAACAGCAGCCAGCUAAUAACUCAAUCAAAAUAUAUCUCCCAUGACAUGCACUUUCAGUUUCCCAUGGGGCUGAAGCUUGUACCCAGCAUGCUGCAAGUUAGCUUUUUGUGGCCUCUGCUGCCAACUAUUACCUUCCCUGUAUAACUUGCUCAGUGUCUUUCUACUGUGCUCUGUUUAUGUACUGUAUACUAACAGCUGCUCAUGUUUAUUCUAUACCUUUGCAAUGCACUUGAUUAUGUAUCCACUUGUGUUUUAAACUCUAUCCUAUCAAAGUUACUUAUGGUAUAUCUGUCAAAUCCCACACCUUGUAUCAUUUACCUGGGGGCUAGUGAUGUAUCACAGUAACGGCGGAAUAGUAAGGGGUAUCAAAAUAAAGAAACAAUGAUAUUUCAGUGCAGUGUUUGUGACAUUAUAUUGACAUUUGUAAGUCGGAGGCAUAAAAUCCCUUACAGAAGGGAAGGUGGACAUGUGUAUCUGUCUUUACAGUGUACUUUCUUUAAAAAUAACAAUUUUUGUAUAUAUUCUCAUGUGGAUUAAAAAAAUCAAUUUCAAAAGCAACACUGUUAUAUGAAGAGAAUCUUCAAUGGAUGCCUAAGGAGAAUGCCUCUCAUAUGGCAGCUCCAUCACUCAUCACGUUAUUGUCAAUCCAAUACAAAGCAGCUGUAAAUAAGGAUAGGGUAUAUAUUUCCCACCAUGGCAACCUGUAGCUUUCCUCUAUACAGUACAUUAAAUAUUAAAACCCUAGUGUGCUUCUAUACAAAGGUAGGUUGGUAGGUAGGUAGACUAAUGCAAAAGAAAAAGCAUACAGAUGCAUGAUAUGUACAUACAUAAUUAUCUUACCUAGAAACUAGAAACACUGAUAAUGUGUUGUUUCUGUUAAAUGCAACCAACUCCUUUGUUGUUAACUGAUAUAACAGAUUCAGAAUCCAUCAUUCAGCUGGAAUUUUCACUUAUAAGUUCACUCUGUAGAAUGACGCUUAUUUCACUGAAUAUAUUAAAAUAGUGCUUUUGCUUGGGAAAUAUAAAGAAUCUUUUUCAGUGAAAUCUGUAGUAAAUAUCAAGCAAAGCCUAUUUAGUCAUGUGAAACCUAAAAAUAUCACCAAGCAAUGGUGGCUGCCGGGGAGUGGUCUGAGUGGGGGAAACACAAGCACUGUUAAGUGUAAUGAAAUCUGCUAUAGUCGCUGAAAUCCUGAUAUAAGAAAAACUUCUAUUUAUGGCAAAAUCGGAACAAUAAAGAAUCUUUUCAUUUUAUUAA